AUGCCGACGCGCCUCGUCUCCGUCGCCGGCGUCGCGCUCGCGCUCGCGUGCUCGCUCGUCGCGACGCCCGCGGAAGCGGGCGUCGGCGCGAAGCUCUGGGGGUGGUCCAAGUGGGGUCAGGGAUGGAAGCACGACUGGAGCAAGGGCGAGGUUUCGCGCGCGAAGUGGAACGCGGACUGGAGCGCGCGCGGCGGCCACGACUGGGACUGGCGCGGAGACUGGUCCUCCGACCACGACUGGUGCGACGGCGACGCGUGCGACGGGUGGAAGAAGCCCGACGGUAAGUGGAAGAAAGGCCACUCCUGGGGCCGCGGCGAGCGCGGCGGUAACUGGAAGCACCGCGGCGGCGGUAAGUGGAAGCACCACGGCGGCGGCGUGAAGACCACCACGGACGCGAAGAUGAUCCGCGAGAAGACGCCGAUGACGAUGGACGAGGGCGAGUCCAUGCCGAUGACGAUGGAAGAAGAAACCUCCGAAUACGCCGCGCCCGCGACGGAAGAAACGGCCGGCGGCGGCGACUACUCCGACGAGUCCAUCUCGUACGAUAAGCCCAUGGACGAGGGCGAGUCCAUGCCGAUGAUGAAGAUGGACGAGGGCGAGUCCAUGCCGAUGAUGAAGAUGGACGAGGGCGAUUCCAUGCCGAUGAUGAAGAUGGACGAGGGCGAGUCCAUGCCGAUGAUGGAGAUGGACGCGGACGAAGACAGCGACGCCGAGUCUUCUUCGUGGAAGCACGGCGGCGGUCGCGAGUGGAAGCACCGCGGCGGCGGCGGCGGCGACUCCGACGGCGGCUGGGUCCCCGGCAGCGGCGUCAAAGCGGCGAAGUGCAUGAUGCGCGAGUGCGGCUGGGAGCUCGCGAAGUGCCGCAAGGACGCGAAGUGCAAGGCUGCGAUGCAGUGCGCGCUCGCGUGCGGCAUGGGCGCGGACCCGGAGUCGAGGAUGUGCGCGUUUCAGGCGCGUUCUGUUGUUUAG
This is a messenger RNA of Micromonas pusilla CCMP1545, 969 nucleotides long. RefSeq lists its product as uncharacterized. Bases 1 to 969 code for a protein of 322 amino acids. The record is from RefSeq and is a predicted model, not a curated record. Lineage: Eukaryota; Viridiplantae; Chlorophyta; Mamiellophyceae; Mamiellales; Mamiellaceae. The transcript has a single exon.